This is a messenger RNA of Rubroshorea leprosula, 878 nucleotides long. Lineage: Eukaryota; Viridiplantae; Streptophyta; Magnoliopsida; Malvales; Dipterocarpaceae. The record is from the annotation of a GenBank genome assembly.
CCAUUUUGUGAGAGAGUGGAGUGAAACACAUAAAGGAGUGUUGUGAGGUCCUUUUAUUCUUCUGUUUCUAACAUUCAUUGCAGGCUUCAAUCAUGUCAAGCGGUGAUGACAAAUCAACCACUAGAAGACACCAUGUGGAUGAACCUCUCAUGCUCAAAGCAAUGCAACAACAAUUUCAGAGGCUGAACAUCAUGUUUGGUGAGAUUAGAGACAAAAUGGAGAAGCAAAAUGCAGCUAUAGCCAAUUUAUACCAAAUACAUAAUGGAAGUCCGAAUUUGCGUAGGAAUGACACUAAUGAUGAUCUCAAUGAUGAUUAUGAAGAUGCAUUCAACAAUGAUGCCAAAAAGUCAAAUUUCAGCAUGGAUAGAUUUAUGAGAGGUAUAGGGGAUCAAAAAGGUAGGUUUAACCAAGGAGAGCAAAAUCUAAUGAGGUGGGGAGAUUGGCAAGAUCAUGACUUAGGUAGCAUCAAGAUGAAGAUUCCUCCAUUUCAAGGCAAAAAUGAUCCAGAUGUGUAUUUGGAGUGGCAAAAGAAGGUGGAAUUGGUGUUUGAUUGCCAUAACUAUUAUGAGGAGAAAAAGCGUCCUAUUGACACUUGGGAAGAGAUGAAAGCUGUGAUGAGAAAACGAUUUGUUCCUAGUCACUAUUACCGUGAUCUCUAUCAACGAUUACAGGGCCUUACUCAAGGGUCCAAAAGCGUUGAGGAUUAUCACAAAGAGAUGGAAAUCCAAUGGUUAGAGCGAAUGUGGAAGAGGACAAAGAAGCAACUGUGGCACGAUUUCUGCAUGGCUUAAAUCGUGAUAUAGCUAAUGUAGUGGAGUUGUAGCAUUAUGUGGAAUUAGAAGAUAUGGUGCAUAUGGCAAUGAAAGUAGAAUGGCUAC